Molecule: messenger RNA, 2800 nt
Organism: Alligator mississippiensis (American alligator)
Lineage: Eukaryota; Metazoa; Chordata; Crocodylia; Alligatoridae
Product: matrix metalloproteinase-17
Exons: 11
Coding region: 402-2210 (602 amino acids)
Biological process (GO): collagen catabolic process; proteolysis; extracellular matrix organization
Cellular component (GO): extracellular matrix
Molecular function (GO): metalloendopeptidase activity; zinc ion binding
Source: RefSeq, a predicted model, not a curated record
UCAGCUUGUGCUGCUCCCGGCGCCUCCAUCCCUGGAAGCCGGUGCGAGCGGGACACAGGCAGGGCUGACACCGCCCCGACCCCGAGCAGCCCGGCGAUCCCCGCUGCGGGGAAGCCACGCCCCCAGCCCCGCCCUGCCCCGCCCCGCCCCUCCGCCCGGGGCUGCGUGUGCGUGCGGGGAGAUCGCGGGGACAGCGGCUGGGAUGUCUCCGACCCCGGGGAAGGGACCGGGCUGCAGCGAGGGGCUGGAGGGCAGCCGGCAGCAGGCAAGACCCAGUAUCCCAGCCAAGGCACCAGGCACUAGAAAGCCCGGCCUCCCACCCCACGUCUGUGCUCUUGUGAGAUAAGAUUGCCAAAGAGGCCCCCUCCAGAGCUGGAGAGUCUGCAUCCAGCUGAGGUUGCAUGGAGAAGCACUCCAUGGCGCAACAGCACCCUUUGGAGCUCAAGGGAGAGACAAUGGUGCCUCCCCCCGUCUCAGCCCAGGUUAUGGCUCUGCUGUUACUACCCUUGCUCCUGGCACUGCCCACCCGCGCCCGCCCUGUGCCCACCCCAGCAGAUGAGAGCGGGGAGCUCGUGGAUUGGCUGAUGCAGUACGGCUAUCUCCCGCCCACGGACCCUGUUACUGGCCAGCUCCAGACCUGGGAGGCCGUGACCAGCGCCAUCCUCACAAUGCAGCGGUUUGCUGGCAUCGCCGAGACGGGGAUCCCAGAUGAUGCCACACUAGCGCUGAUCCAGAUGCCUCGCUGCUCGUUGCCGGACAUCCUCCCCAACCGCCCUGCCAAGCUGUCCGCAGGGCAACAUGCGAAGAGGCAGCAGAGGAAGAGUCGAGGGAGGCGGAGCGCAGGCCUAGCCUGGACCAAAAGGAACAUCUCCUGGAGGGUGAAGACAUAUCCGCGGGGGGCCCGCCUCAGCCGGGAGACCAUGCGAGUGCUGAUAUACUACGCACUGCGAGUCUGGGGUGAGGCUGCCCCCCUCACCUUCCACGAGGUGGGAGGUCACAGCGCUGACAUCUCAGUGGAGUUCCUGCAGCGGGAGCAUGGGGAUGGGUCCCCCUUUGAUGGCCCGGGGGGCAUGGUGGCACAUGCCUUCUUCCCUGGCGACCCCCAGCGUGCUGGCAAUGUCCACUUCGACAGCGAAGAGGACUGGACCUUCCGUGCCCCAGCAGAUGACUAUGGGAUGGACCUCUUUGCUGUGGCAGUACACGAGUUUGGCCACAGCCUGGGCCUGACGCACUCCCCCUCCAAGCGCUCCAUCAUGCGUCCCUACUAUCAGGGGCCCGUGGGUGACCCCCUGCAGUACCAGCUGCUGGCAGAUGACCGGCUGGACAUCCAGAGGCUCUAUGGAAGCCGAGCCCUGCACUCCACAGAGAGGCCUGAGGUGUCGUCCCUGCUCCCAGCCCUGUCUGCUCUGCCCCGCAACUUCCCUGCCUUGAGGUCGGGGGACCUCCCAGACCGCUGCUCUUCCAGCAUCGAUGCCGUCACGCAGAUCCGUGGGGAAACCUUCUUCUUCAAAGGUUCAUACUUCUGGCGCCUGACCCAAGGCCAGCACCUCACCUCCCUGCGCCCUGCCCUGAUCGCAGGCUUCUGGCGGGGCCUCCCUAGCCACCUGGACAAAGUGGAUGCUGUGUACGAGAGGCCCACGGACUAUCGCAUCCUCUUCUUCAGUGGACCCUUGUACUGGGUGUUCAAGGACAAUAGUGUGGAAGAGGGGUACCCACGCCCUGUCACAGACUUUGGGCUGCCCAGGACAGGAGUGGAUGGUGCCUUCUCUUGGUCUCACGACCAGAAAACCUACUUCUUCAAGGACGGGCUGCACUGGCGCUAUGACGAGGCUGCUGGCCACAUGGACAAGGGCUUCCCCACCCAGGACACUCCCUGGGGGCCCAUGCCCAGCCCUGUGGAUGACGUGCUGAGUGGGAACAACGGAGAGGUGUAUGCCUUCAAGGGCCGGCAGUACUGGAAGUUUGACCAGCGCAGCCUCAAGCCAGAGGGGAGUUACCCUCGCUCCAUAGCCAAGGACUGGCUGGACUGCGCGGAGGAGCCAUACCCGCCUCUGAGUGCCCCUACCAGCCCUAUGACAGGAGCCGGAUCCCGGCCAGAUGUGCAGGCCCCUCUGCCAGAGGCAGAGCACUGUGUGUGUUACAGCACAUCCAUUUGUGCCGGGCCUGGCUGGACCCUUAUCAUCCUUCUGUUGCUCCAGGGACUUGUCUAGGCUGGAGCUGCUCCCACUCUCUCUGUGCAGCCACUACUCUGUACAUCUGAAUUAUGCCCAGCUAGGAUGUUGAUGAGGGGAUCCCUUGGGAGGGCAUCAUACCCCCUGGAGCCAGGCCUGCAUGGCUUUGCUUGCAGGGUACAUGGGCCCCAGGGCAGGCAGGGCCCUGCAUGUCAGGGACUGUUGCUUCAAGUGAGACAAUGCCUGGGGCCAGCGGGAAGGGAAGUGUCAGCAGGAGCUGCCCAGUCAUGCUCAGCCUCUGUGCAGAGGGUUGACUCAGCGGGGAGCUAGUCCACCCUGUCCUGGUAGCAUGGCCCUGCAGAGACCCAGGAGAGCAGGACAAGUGUGGGAAGGUCUCUCAGGACCCCUCAGGCAGGCCCUAGCUUCCUGUUCCCCAGGCCUCAUCCUCCCGCAACUCCCUGUCACACCACCUUCCUCCUCUCUGUCCUCUCCUAGUCCCAGGGUUGAGGGCAAGUUGCCUUCUUAGCUGCCAUUUCUGCUUGGUGCUGGGGAGCUGGCACCCUUCCCUUCCUGCCCUUCCCUUUGCCAGAGCCAGAGCAAGCUCUGGGGUAUCCCCUCUCCUGGGUCUG